Molecule: messenger RNA, 1560 nt
Organism: Paracoccidioides brasiliensis Pb18
Exons: 2
Coding region: 1-1560 (519 amino acids)
Molecular function (GO): protein dimerization activity
Source: RefSeq, a predicted model, not a curated record
AUGCCAAUGCCGCGCCUCCCUCUAACCCCGGCCUCCUCUGGGGACAUCGCCGCAAAGGAGAAAUCCUCCAACUCCCCCGUCGAGAUGUUCUUCUGCCUGCCCCCAGCCGCCCUCCCAAACAGUAGCAGUAGUAGCAAUUCCAGCACCUCCAAACUCUCAGUUCCCACUCGUCCAAUGUCCCCUAUCUCCCCUGACAUCCAACCAGUCAAAACAUCAACCCGUUCCUCUCGGACUUCACGACAGCGAUCUAGCACCAAGAAACGCCCUUCCGCAGCGGACUUCAUUCUACCACCCCCCCCAACAAGAACACGGAAGAUUAUACAGAUGAAGCCCAAGAUGCAAACGGAACAAGUGAAACCGCGGUGCAAUGGUGCUGGUGGUUCAGAGGGUAAAGCUAAGGCGGAAAAUAGUACUUCUGCCAGUGGUGGUAGUGGUGCUGGAUCCAAGAAAAAGCAGGCUAGUGGAGCAACCACUGCUGCGGGACGAAAGAUUGCGCGCAAGACGGCGCAUAGCUUGAUUGAGAGAAGAAGACGAUCCAAGAUGAAUGAGGAGUUCACGACAUUGAAGAAUAUGAUCCCGGCCUGUGGGGGCCAGGAGAUGCAUAAGCUGGCGAUUUUGCAGGCUAGCAUUGAUUACAUGAACUACCUCGAGCAAUGCAUAAGUGAUCUCAAAGCAGCAAACAGCAACGACUGCGAUGUUGGAACUGAAACAGAUUCUACAAGCCUGUCCACCCCUUCCACGCCGUGCGGGGUUUCGACAACGAAAUUCAAUCGCCCAGCGAGUGUCGAUCAGGAUCAAGAAAGAUUCUCAUCCCUCUCCCCUUCUCCUCCCCCAUCCCCCUCCCAGGUCCCAUUCAUAUACGCCCACAGCCACAGCCACAGCCACACCAACAGCACCACAACCUCCCGGAACAUCCACCACACCGCCAGCAUCACCUACGAGUACGAGUGCGAAUACCCCUACCAAUCCCCCGGCCAAUUAUCUACACACUACCCCUCAACAAAUGCCCAUCUCCUCCCCAGCCCCGCCCUCCAUGCAUCACUCGACACCAGCACAACCCCAACCCCUUCCCUCCACCCCCUCGACCCCCGCCUCCAAUCCCCGCAAGCACACCGCCAACACCAACGGCAACACUGUCCCAGCCACAACCACAAAUCAUCCUUCAACACCCUAUCUACAUCAACCGUAUCAUCCGCCCCAUCAAGCACAAGCGCAAACGCAGUCAUGACAAGCGUAAAUCCGUCCCCGCCGCUCACAGCGCGGUAUGCUGCAGACGUCGAGAGAGAAGGGUAUGUGGAUAUGGAUAUGGAUAUUGAUCAUGAACAUGAGGCGUCGGCUGCAUUGUUGAUGUUGAAUGUCGAUCGGAGGGCGGUGGGGGCUGUAUUGGGAUCUUCUUCUGGCAUGACAGGGGUUGGUGGUGCUGGUGGGAACGGGGGAGAUGGGCGGGUGGGUGUUUUUGGGAUGGGAGAUGGGGAGGGAGAGAAGGGGAGUGGCGUGGGGGCGGGAGAAUCAAACACAAAGAAACUAGGAAUGAGUGUGCAGGAUUUAUUGUGCAAUUAA